Sphaeroforma arctica JP610 is the source of this 155-nucleotide messenger RNA. RefSeq lists its product as hypothetical. The transcript has a single exon. Lineage: Eukaryota; Ichthyosporea; Ichthyophonida. The annotation marks the transcript as partial. The record is from RefSeq and is a predicted model, not a curated record.
AGAUCCGAAGACGCAGGCCGUGGGCGUGCAUCAUCUGAGUGACAUGGCUCUGCUGGUGCUGACGGACCACUUCCCCUCAACAAUGCACCACAGUGGCGCUGAAGCCACCAGUGGUGUGCUCACCCAACUCAUCCCCUUGUUGGCAGAUCUUACAG